AUGGCUCUGUGCGCUCCCAUCAUCACAACACCGGGGAGGGAGGAGAGGAGCUGUUUGCAUAGUGAACCAGAGGCUCUCAUUCAUCCAGCUGCUGCACCGGGACCACAGCUGGCUCAGCCCAACAGCCUCCUCACUGUGUCCGCGACCGCUCUGCGCUACGCACAGUCAUGCUUUUGACGCGCAGGUGAACUUCUACUCGCCUCGUCUCUCCUCCGAUCGCAACAGGGAAAAGUAACAGCAGCCCGAGCAGAUCGCCCGUCUCUUCCACACUUCUCCUCUUCGCCUUUUCUCCUCUCCCCGGGGCUUGAACAGGUCAUAGGGGCCAUGUCCAGGAAGAAGGGGGUGAAAGGAAAAGGGGGCGCCAAGAGCCCCAAGGCGUCGCCGAGCAACAGCGCCGGGAGGACGGGGAAAGGUCUGGGCGCCGCUGCCGCUCCGUCCUCCGGACUGGUUUACCCCAGCAGACCGUCGAUCAGCAACAGCGGAGAGUUUUACGACAUCGCCUUCAAGGUGAUGUUGGUGGGGGAUUCAGGUGUGGGGAAGACCUGUCUGCUGGUUCGCUUCAAAGAUGGAGCCUUUCUAGCCGGGAGCUUCAUCUCUACUGUGGGCAUCGACUUCAGGAAUAAAGUUAUGAGCCUUGAUGCUGUGAAGGUCAAACUGCAGAUAUGGGACACCGCUGGGCAGGAGCGUUUCCGGAGUGUCACACAUGCCUACUACCGCGACGCUCACGCUCUACUCCUUCUGUAUGACGUCACUAACAAAGCAUCCUUCGACAACAUCCGGGCGUGGUUGACAGAGAUCCAUGAGUACGCUCAGCAGGACGUGGUCCUCAUGCUGCUGGGCAACAAGGCCGACUCCACACACGACAGGGCGGUGAAGCGGGAGGAGGGAGAGAAACUGGCAAAGGAGUUUGGAGUGCCCUAUAUGGAGACGAGCGCCAGAACUGGACUGAAUGUGGAGCUGGCCUUCACUGCUGUGGCCAAAGAACUGAAGCACAGGACCAUGAAGGAGCCUGACCAGCCAAAGUUCCAGCUUCAGGAGUACGUCGACCAGGAAAUGAGGACGGUUGGAUGCUGCCGCUCGUAGACCACAUGCCAUCUGUGUGUGUGUGUGUGUGUGUGUGUGUUUGUGUGUGAGGGAGGGAACGUGUGUGUUCUGUUAAGAAUAUGUAUUAAAUCUGAGUUUGUGUGUCUGGGAAUAAUCAUGGAUUCUCAGUGUUUGUAAUAUUUAUUUUUGUGGUGAUACUGCCAAUACGCUCUCUCUCCCAACCCACCUGUCCUCUGCAACUGUGAAUGUAAUAUAAAUUCCUAUCAGCAUGCAUGUUUAUACACACGCAACCUUGUACUUCUAUCUUAGUAAGGACACUUAUUAUUGUAAUGCAGUCCCUAAUCCUAACAUCCCCUCAUGCUCAUUCAAAACACCACAUUCUUAUCUCAACCCAACCAUAACCACUUGCACACAAUGCGUACGCCUAAUUACCUCGGUGGGAAACAAAGACAAUACUUGUCAAUCAAUAAGGACACAGGAUGCUGCAUCUUGUUAAGCCCUAUGAGAAAAAUUUUGAUUUUUGAAUAUGGGCUAUAUAAAAGAAAAAAAUGUGGUGAAACCUUGAGGUCAGAAGUUUAGAUCCCUCAUUUGGAGUUACUAAAGAAAAUAGCUCCCUGAGGUCAUAAUGCCUUCCCCAACUGUCCUAAACCUAACCACUGGUUCAAGAAGCCGUCCGGUAACUGGGGAGUUGUAUGCUCUAAAAGGUCUCGACAAAAGAUUUCAGUACAAGUAUACACACACACACACCUGUUAAAUCCAUUCUGUGCCAUUUUCCAUAAGCGUGACAAUGUACAUAUUUCCUAUGUAAUUUUACUUUUGUGUGCCGAAAUGUUUGUAAACGCCCGUCUUGUUGAAACUCAAGUAUAUGGACACAGACAUGUUAAAUAUUGAAUCAAUCUUAAUGUAAUAGAAAUAGAUCUGAUGAACAUGUUUUUACGGAUACAGUUCUGCUCCUGAUGUUAAACAGUCAAAUGGCACUGUGUGCUGUUUUUGUACAGGAUGAAAUAUAACCGUUUUUAAUACUAUAUCCUAGUGUAAAAUUUCUUUUAAGCUCUUUGACAUUUGUCCAGUUUGAGUUGAAAGCUUUGAUGUGUUCCAUUUAAUAAGCAUACAUCUCUCUGUCAUUGCAUGUAGGUGUUCACUGACCACUUCUGUACUUUGCAUUUUACUUUUUGGGGAGAAAUCUGCCGUGUUGCAUUAUGGGAAAUAAGGGGAAGAUAUUGCUGCUCACUGUAACUCAAGGUGUUUUUCUGGAUCUUUCGUUAUCAGUUAUUUGAUGCGUCAAAUCCACGAAGUCAGUGAAAGGUGGCGAAAAGCCUCAAAGAAAGACCUUGCAUUUAUUUUUUGUUAAUAUUGCUGUUGUUUAUAUAUUGUACAUUAUUCUCCAGUUGUGUAUAUAUCACAGUAAAUUUUAAACCAAGAGAAAGAGUUUAAUAUCAGUUGAUUCAAUAUAUAUAUCACAAUAAAUUUGUUUUAGUUCAAAGAUUUUUAAGAUUAGGGUUUUAAAAUAUUAUUUAUAAGCAGAUCACCAUGCUCUCACAAUGAAUCAGCUAUAUAUAUUUAACUUUUGUUAUAAUUUUAUUGAUAAUUAUAUUGAUAUAAUCCUUUUUCUCAUCUUUAAUCACCCGGCUCUGGUUCAUUUUAUGUCAUCAUUAUAACUGUGCUGAUCUAAUGUUGUGAGCUGAAAGAUGUUGCUGUUGUUUGUCGUAUUCAGGGACGAAGAAAGACGGAGGAUUCACGAGCAGAGGUUGCUUUGAUUAAAAACAGAUUUUAUUUAUUUUUGUCAGAUGUUUUAUCGUAGCUGGUUCUGCCGAUGUUAAAAAGAAUACACAUUUUAUUUGAAAAUCCUGUAAAUAAAGCUUCAAAAUGCUUAAAUUUAAUUCAAA
Molecule: messenger RNA, 2930 nt
Organism: Pleuronectes platessa (European plaice)
Lineage: Eukaryota; Metazoa; Chordata; Actinopteri; Pleuronectiformes; Pleuronectidae
Product: ras-related protein Rab-26
Cellular component (GO): endosome; Golgi apparatus
Molecular function (GO): GTPase activity; GTP binding
Source: RefSeq, a predicted model, not a curated record